Messenger RNA from Amblyraja radiata (thorny skate), 15958 nucleotides. RefSeq lists its product as uncharacterized. The coding region runs from base 55 to 15222 and encodes 5055 amino acids. NCBI's taxonomy places the organism in Eukaryota, Metazoa, Chordata, Chondrichthyes, Rajiformes, Rajidae. Gene Ontology annotation, molecular function: protein binding. The record is from RefSeq and is a predicted model, not a curated record. The transcript is spliced from 61 exons.
UAUUCAAAGAGCUGUCACCUUAGCUAGUAUUUGAGCUCCAUGUAAAGAAAUGCAAUGGAGUUUGUGAAUUCGUUGAGAGUGUGCUUAAUAUUAACAACUCUGUAUCAGGUGUCGUAUUGCCGUUCCGGAUUUGCCAUCACAGAAAUAUCAUCAGUGGAUUCGUCCAAGUUAAAAGUAUCAUGGACACCAUAUCCUCAAGCUAACACUUAUGUUCUUGAUCUAAGGAUUGCAAAUAAUAUCAGAAGUCUACCAUUCAUCAUUGUGACACCUUCCUUUAUUACUACCAAAACAUUUCAAAGGUUGAAAGCUGGUGUGCUCUAUAAUGUGACAGUCAAAGCAUUUAGGUAUUUCACCAUACUUGCUUCCGCAUGGCAAACUGGGAGGACAGUGCCGAAGAGACCAAAAUUGCUCAGCUUAAAAUCUAUCUCGAGUUCAACAGUUAUUGCGAGAUGGACUGAAGUAUUGGGAGCAGAUCGAUACUUUCUGAACGUGAAAUCGAACACUCGUGACUAUAAUUUGACAUUUUACAAAAACAAUGGAAUUGCCACCGGUUUGGAUCCAUCCACGGUCUAUAGGAUUAAAGUCUUUGCAGCAAACGCAGCUGGUGUUGGAAGUGCAGGCAAAACAAGGGACAUUGUCACCUUGGUGGAGCCACCAUCCAACAUCAAAAUCACUGUUCUUAGUAAUACUGCAAUCCGAAUCAAUUGGGAUCCAGUUACUCAUGCAUUUCAAUAUGAAGUAACACUACGUACGAUUUCCAGGAAAACAUCUGACAUAAUGUCUACAAAAGUGUUUACAAACUUCAUAAUGCUGGAUAAUCUUGUACUGUGUACUAAUUACACAAUCACCAUAAAGUCACUGAAUGAUUUCAACCUUCUUGGAGAAGGCACAUCGGUAAAACACACAACUGAAUGGUUAAAACCCGUGCAAAACGUGAAGGUGCUUUACGAUUGUGUGGCGGACUCGGUGGAAUUGUCAUGGAAUGCUAACUCUAUUGCCACUAGCUACAGAGCAGUUGCCACAAGCAUCGGUGGUGUGAACCUCUACUGCACCUCCUCAACAGUAACUUGCCAAAUCACUGGGUUGGACUGCAGUGAAGGCUACUCUAUAACAGUUAUGGCCCAGAGUGACACUUGCAAUUCCAGUGAAAGUUUACCCGUAACAUUUGAAACAAAACCCUGCACUCCUCAGAAUUUCCAUGUAAAUCGUGAUUGCCACAGUAACACUGUGUGGGCUUCUUGGCAAGAAAGGAGGGGGGCCUUCUUGUACAUAGUAACUGCCCUGGCGUCCGACGGGACCACAGAUAAGUGCAACACUCGAGGAACGUCCUGUGUCUUUACAUUCUUCAAAUGUGGAUUGGAAUAUGAACUGAAAGUUCAGUCAAUAUCCAGGGAUCACUGCAAAAGCAGCGCAAGUGACCCGAUCGCGAUACGUACAGCCCCUUGUAUACCAGAAGGCGUGAAAGCAUCCACUGACUGUUUAUCCUACGUUGUGACCAUUUCGUGGGAAUUGGCAUUGGGAGCCCAAACAUACAAGGCAGAGUUAGUGGGAACGACUGGAAGCAAGUACAGCUGUAACGCCUCAACAACCAGCUGUGUCAUCUCUGAGCUACAAUGUGGCAUAGGUUUCAUCGUGUUCGUUAUUGCUUACGGCAAGGAAUGCGACAGUGGCAGAUCUUACUAUGCCAUUGCGGAGACAGCACCCUGCACCCCAUCAAGUGUUCAUACUCAGCUGGACUGUAAUACAAAUAAAGCAAACAUUACUUGGGAUAAAUAUGAUGGUGCAAUUCGCUACAUGGUCUCUGUCAAUGGAAGUGACGGGAGUCAAAUGAAAUGUGCCUCGGUGCACACUAUCUGUUGGUUAUCAGACCUGACGUGUGGCCAGAUAUACACGGCAACUGUCAUUGCCUCAAAUUACAUGUGCAACAGUUCUCGAAGCUCUCCGGUUAAUAUUCAGACAGCUCCAUGCAUUCCGCAGAAUGUGGAGGCUCACCUGGAUUGUGUUACGGGCAGCGCGUCAGUCAAAUGGAAUUCCAGCCCUGGGGCACUUUCGUACAAAGCCAUAGCUGCAUGGACUGAUGGCCAGUCACCCAGUUGUAACACACAGCAGACUAACUGUGAAAUCAAAGACUUAACAUGUAGUCAAAACUAUACUGUAUCUGUGUUAGCACUCAAUGAAAAUUGCAAGAGUAACCAAACCAUCUUUGUGACUCCAAAUACAAACUUAACAGUGUGCCUGCCAUUGAAAGUCACCAGCAAUUUGAACUGUGAGAAUAAUGCCCUUGCGGUAUCCUGGUCCACCAGUGCCUUGGGGCCAUAUGUAAUUACUGCAGAAGAAAUUAAAGGGCAUGUUGCUUCCUACAACACCACAGCAAAAAGCUAUCAAUUCCCAAACCUGCAAUGUGGCGAGUUUUAUAUCAUAGUCAUACAUGCAGCAAGCAACGAGUGCCACAGCUCUGCGGGCUCACGUUUGUCUUUGAAAACAGUCCCAUGUAAUCCACAGAAUGUCAAAGUGCAACUGGAUUGCAAUGAAAACACAGCGCUGGUAAUAUGGGACUACAGUGAAGGAGCACUGUGGUACACUGCCAUUGCGAAAGGAGACAAUGGGAACAUCAUCUCGUGCAGCACAUCAGGAACAUCCUGUACAACACCCACGUUACUCUGUGGCCAGAUAUAUUCUGUACAUGUUGCAGCAUCUGACAGGACUUGUAACCACUCUCUGAGUUCAGUGGUUCAAAUUCAGACAGCCCCCUGCAGUCCCCAGAAUAUAAGCACUCAUUUGGACUGUAGAAUGCACAUAACAUCAGUGUGGUGGGAACAUAGUGAAGGUGCAAUGUUCUACACGGCCGUGGCGAAAGGAAUGGAAGGAGACAGAUACUCAUGCAAUACAACCGAAGCAAACUGUGAGAUCCUAGGCCUCCCAUGUGGCCAGAUAUACACCAUAACUGUGUUAGCAAUGGACGAAUAUUGCACCAGUUUACCAAGUUCAGCUAUAGAAAUUGAGACAGUACCUUGUAUCCCACAGUAUGUGGUCGCUCACAUUAACUGUGAAAAUAACACCAUCUCGGUGUUUUGGGAUCCCAGCAACGGCUCAGAGUCAUACCAUGUAACAGCACAAGGAAUCAAUGGCCAUUGGGCCUCCUGCAAUACAACAGGCACUGAAUGUGAGGUCUCUGAUGUGCAUUGUGGACUGAAUUACUAUAUAACUGUAGAGGCAAUCCGCAUGGAGUGUAACAGCUCACAAAGCUCCGCUUUAACAGUUAAAACAGUACCGUGUGUGCCCCAGAAUGUUGACGCUCACAUGGACUGUGAUGUUGGACAUAUGUCGGUCUCCUGGGAGUUCAGUGAAGGUGCAAUAUCAUACGUGGCUACUGCAGAAGGGAGCAACGUGCAGCAAUGCAGUGCCAAUGAUACACUGUGUGAUAUCACCGACCUGUACUGUGGAGAGAUCUACACCCUCUCAGUUUAUGCGAUUGAUGACACCUGCGACAGUGUUGAAAGUCCUUCCAUCACAAGGAGAACAGUUUCGUGCAUCCCACAGCAUCUCGAUGUCCAGUUGGACUGUGACACAAACGAUGCCUCAGUGCUGUGGAGCCACACUAAAGGUGCCGUGUCAUACUCCGCCACAGCAGAAGGAAGCAACUGGCACACAGUUUCCUGCAAGACAGUCAACGAAGAGUGUCAGAUAACCAACCUAUACUGUGGCCAAGUGUAUAAUGUAACUCUGACAGCACAGGAUGGUGUGUGUGACAACUCACAGCCGCCUCAGUUUCAAUUCUGCACUGCACCUUGUGCACCAGAGGACAUCUCCACCAGCCUGAACUGUGACACCAGGAGCACAUCAGUGGCCUGGGAGGAGAGUGAUGGGGCGAUGUGGUACAUUACAACAGCAGAAGGACAAGAUGGACACAUUUCACUGUGUAACACAACGGGGACAAGCUGUGAUUUCAUGGACCUGCACUGCAGUCAAACGUACUCACUAACUGUAACAGCAAUGGACAGUUACUGUCAGAGUGUAAACACUUCCGUUUUUGAAACUGAAACAGCUCCUUGUCCCCCUCAGAACGUACAUGCUGAUAGUGCUGCCGUCACUGCUUCUGUAACAUGGGAGCUGAGUAAUCUCACAGUGUGGUACACUGCAACAGCAGAGGGCAGCGAUGGACACACGGCCACUUGUACCACGUCCGACACAAACUGUCUAAUCCCAGAUCUUCACUGCAGCCAAACGUACAGCAUCUCCGUCCUCGCAUUUGGUGAAACCUGCAGCAGUCUCCAAGGCUCCAGUUAUGAAAUUUACACAGCAUCUUGUGCCCCAGAUGAAAUCAUUGCCAACGUGGACUGUGAUUCCAACAGAGUGGUGGUAUCUUGGGGAAGGACUGAUGGGGCGAUCUCAUACGAUGUAACUGCUGAAGGAAGUGAUGGGCACACACACUUGCAUAAUACAACAGAGACACGCUAUGAAAUGCUGGAUUUACACUGCGGACAAUCCUACAACAUAAUCGUAACAACCUUGAGCUACAGACGGCACGGAAUUUCAAGUACUUCUAUACAAAUUCAAACUGUGCCUUGCGACCCGCAGAAUGUCAAAGUGCAGCUUGACUGUGCCCUCAAUACGGCCCUGGUACUGUGGGACCAUAGCAAAGGAGCUCUGUGGUAUGGUGCUGUGGUAGAAGGAACUGAUGGGAACAACAUACUGUGCAGCACAUCAGAAUCAUCUUGUAGAACUCGCACGUUACUCUGCGGCCAGUUAUAUCACGUGUAUGUUGUGGCAUCUGAUAGCGCGUGUAACCAUUCUGUGAGUCCCACAGUUGAAAUCCAAACAGCUCCCUGCAGUCCCCAGAAUGUAAGUGCUCAUUUGGACUGUACAGCACGCACAACAUCAGUGUGGUGGGAGCAGAGUGAAGGUGCAAUGUUCUACACGGCCAUUGCAGAAGGAAUGGAAGGAGACAGAUACUCAUGCAAUGCAACAGCGGCAAACUGUGAGAUCCUGGGCCUCCCAUGUGGCCAGAUGUACAGUAUAACUGUGUUAGCAAUGGACGAGAAAUGCACCAGUUUACCAAGCCCAGCUUUUGAAAUUCAAGCAGUACCUUGUAUCCCACAGAGAGUGGUUGCUCACAUUUACUGUGAAAAUAACACCAUCUCAGUGUUUUGGGAUCCCAGCAACGGUUCAGAGUCAUACCAUGUAACAGCACAAGGAAUCAAUGGCCAUUGGGCCUCCUGCAAUACAACAGGCACUGAAUGUGAGGUCUCUGAUGUGCACUGUGGACUGAACUACUAUAUAACUGUAGAGGCAAUCCGCAUGGAGUGUAACAGCUCACAAAGCUCUGAUUUAACAGUUAAAACAGUACCGUGUGUGCCCCAGAAUGUUGACGCUCACAUGGACUGUGAUGCUGGACAUAUGUCGGUCUCCUGGGAGUUCAGUGAAGGUGCAAUAUCAUACAUGGCUACUGCAGAAGGGAGCAACGUGCAGCAAUGCAGUGCCAAUGAUACACUGUGUGAUAUCACCGACCUGUACUGUGGAGAGACCUACACCCUCUCAGUUUAUGCGAUUGAUGACACCUGUGACAGUGUUGAAAGUCCUUCCGUCACAAGGAGAACAGCCUCGUGCAUCCCACAGAAUGUCCAUGUCCAGUUGGACUGUGACACAAACGAUGCCUCAGUGCUGUGGAGCCACACUAAAGGUGCAGUGUCUUACUCUGCCACGGCAGAAGGAAGUGAUGGGCACACAGUUUCCUGUGUGACGGAUAAUAGGGAAUGUCCGAUAACUAACCUACAAUGUGGACAGGAGUAUAAUGUAACUCUGACAGCACGGGACGGUGUGUGUGACAACUCACAAAGCCCUCAGAUUGUAUUCCACACUGCACCUUGUGCACCAGAGGACAUCUCCACCAGCCUGAACUGUGACACCAAGAGUACAUCAGUGGCCUGGGAGGAGAGUGAUGGGGCGAUGUGGUACAUUACAACAGCAGAAGGACAAGAUGGACACAUUUCACUGUGUAACACAACGGGGACAAGCUGUCAUUUCAUGGACCUGCACUGCAGUCAAACGUACUCACUAACUGUAACAGCGAUGGACAGUUACUGUCAGAGUGUAAACACUUCCGUUUAUGAAACUGAAACAGCUCCUUGUCCCCCUCAGAACGUACAAGCUGAUAGUGUUGGCGUCACUGCCUCUGUAACAUGGGAGUUGAGUAAUCUCACAGUGUGGUACACUGCAACAGCAGAGGGCAGCGAUGGACACACGGCCACUUGUACCACGUCCGACACAAACUGUCUAAUCCCAGAUCUUCACUGCAGCCAAACGUACAGCAUCUCCGUCCUUGCAUUUGGUGAAACCUGCAGCAGUCUCCAAGGCUCCAGUUACGAAAUUCAUACAGCACCUUGUGCCCCAGAUGAAAUUAUCACCAAUGUGGAUUGUACCUCCAAUAGAGUGGUGGUAUCUUGGGGAAGAACUGAUGGGGCGAUCGCGUACGAUGUAACAGCUGAAGGAAGUGAUGGGCACACACACUCAGACAACACCACAGACACACGCUAUGAAAUGCUGGAUUUACACUGCGGACAAUCCUAUAACAUAACCGUAACAACUCUGAGUUACAGCCGGCACGGCAUUGCAAGCAUUUCUGUACAGAUACAAACUGCCCCCUGCAUUCCUGAGAAUCUCACAGCUGAGCUGAAUUGUGAAUUGAAUACAAUAUCUUUCUGGUGGGAUGAAGCUGAUGGAGCAAAGUUGUACACGGUGACUGUUCGAGACAGUCAAAGAGAAACAGCUUCAUUCAACACAAGUGAUACAAGGGCUCAAACCCAAGAGCUGCAGUGUGGUGAAUAUUAUACAAUCUCUGUUCUAGCAACAGAUGAUAUCUGCAGGAGACCGCAGACAGCAGUGGUCAAUGUACAUGCAGCUCCCUGCAGUCCCCAGAAUGUAAGUGCUUAUUUGCACUGUACAGCACGCACAACAUCAGUGUGGUGGGAGCAGAGUGAAGGUGCAAUGUUCUACACGGCCAUGGCAGAAGGAAUGGAAGGAGACAGAUACUCGUGCAACACAACCGAAGCAAACUGUGAGAUCCUGGGCCUCCCAUGUGGCCAGUGGUACAAUGUAACUGUGUUAGCAAUGGACGAGAAUUGCACCAGCUUACCAAGUUCAGCUGUAGAAAUUCAAACAGUACCUUGUAUCCCACAGAGUGUGGCUGCUUACGUUAACUGUGAAAAUAACACUGUAUCAGUGUUUUGGGAUCCCAGCAACGGCUCAGAGUCAUACCAUGUAACAGCACAAGGAAUCAAUGGCCAUUGGGCCUCCUGCAAUACAACAGGCACUGAAUGUGAGGUCUCUGAUGUGCACUGUGGACUGAAUUACUAUAUAACUGUAGAGGCAAUCCGCAUGGAGUGUAACAGCUCACAAAGCUCUGCUUUAACAAUUAAAACAGUACCGUGUGUGCCCCAGAAUGUUGACGCUCACAUGGACUGUGAUGCUGGAUAUAUGUCGGUCUCCUGGGAGUUCAGUGAAGGUGCAAUAUCAUACAUGGCUACUGCAGAAGGGAGCAACGUGCAGCAAUGCAGUGCCAAUGAUACACUGUGUGAUAUCACCGACCUGUACUGUGGAGAGACCUACACCCUCUCAGUUUAUGCGAUUGAUGACACCUGUGACAGUGUUGAAAGUCCUUCCGUCACAAGGAGAACAGUUUCGUGCCUCCCACAGAAUCUCGAUGUUCAGCUGGACUGUGACACAAACGAUGCUUCUGUGCUGUGGAGCCACACUAAAGGUGCAGUGUCUUACUCUGCCACAGCAGAAGGAAACGAUGGACACACAGUUUCCUGUGAGACAGUCAAUAAAGAGUGUCAGAUAAGCAACCUACACUGUGGACAAAUGUAUAACCUAACUCUGACAGCAUUGGAUGGUGUGUGUGACAACUCACAGAGCUCUCAGUUUGAAUUCAACACGGCACCUUGUGCACCAGAGGACAUCUCCACCAGUCUGAACUGUGACACCAAGAGUACAUCAGUGGCCUGGGAGGAGAGUGAUGGGGCGAUGUGGUACAUUACAACAGCAGAAGGACAAGAUGGACACAUUUCACUGUGUAACACAACGGGGACAAGCUGUGAUUUCAUGGACCUGCACUGCAGUCAAACGUACUCACUAACUGUAACAGCAAUGGACAGUUACUGUCAGAGUGUAAACACUUCAGUUUAUGAAACUGAAACAGCCCCUUGUCCCCCUCAGAACGUACAAGCUGAUAGUGUUACCCUCACUGCCUCUGUAACAUGGGAGUUGAGUAAUCUCACAGUGUGGUACACUGCAACAGCAGAGGGCACCGAUGGACACACGGCCACUUGUACCACGUCCGACACAAACUGUCUAAUCCCAGAUCUUCACUGCAGCCAAACGUACAGCAUCUCUGUCCUCGCAUUUGGUGAAACCUGCAGCAGUCUCCAAAGCUCCAGUCAUAAAAUUCAUACAGCACCUUGUGCCCCAGAUGAAAUUAUCACCAAUGUGGAUUGUACCUCCAAUAGAGUGGUGGUUUCAUGGGGAAGAACUGAUGGGGCGAUCGAGUACGAUGUAACAGCUGAAGGAAGUGAUGGGCACACACACUCAGACAACACCACAGACACACGCUAUGAAAUGCUGGAUUUACACUGCGGACAAUCCUAUAACAUGACCGUAACAACUCUGAGUUACAGCCGGCACGGCAUUGCAAGUACUUCUGCACAAAUACAAACUGCACCCUGCAUUCCUGAGAAUCUCACAGCUGAGCUGAAUUGUGAUAUGAAUACUGUAUCGUUCUGGUGGGAUGAAGCUGAUGGAGCAAAGUUGUACACGGUGACUGUUCGAGACAGUCAAAGAGAAACAACUUCAUUCAACACAAGUGAUACAAGGGCUCAAACCCAAGAGCUGCAGUGUGGUGAAUAUUAUACAAUCUCUGUUCUAGCAACAGAUGAUAUCUGCAGGAGACCGCAGACAGCAGUGGUCAAUGUACAUGCAGUCGCUUGUGAUCCUCAUAAUGUCAAAGCACAAUUGGACUGUAACGUCAAUACAGCAUUGGUAAUGUGGGACUCUGGUAAAGGAGCACUGUGGUACACUGCCAUUGCGGAAGGUGCUGAUGGGAGCAACGUCUCGUGCAGCACAUCAGAAACAUCCUGUAGAACACCCGCGUUACUCUGUGGCCAGUUAUAUUCGGUGCAUGUUGUAGCUUCGGACAGGACUUGUAACCACUCUGUGAGUUCUUCAAUCGAAAUUCAGACAGCUCCCUGCAGUCCCCAGAGUGUGAGUGCACAUUUGGACUGUACAACACGCAAGAUGGUCGUGUGGUGGGAGCAGAGUGAAGGUGCCAUGUUCUACAUGGUCAUGGCAAAUGGAAUAGAAGGAGAAUGGUACUCAUGCAAUACAACAGAGGCAAGCUGUGAGAUCAUCGGCCUCCCAUGUGGCCAGAUGUGCAAUAUAAGUGUCCUUGCAAUGGAUGGGAAUUGCACCAGUUUACCGAGUCCUACUUUUGAAAUUCAAACAGAGCCUUGUAUUCCACAGGAUGUGGUUGCUCAGAUCAACUGUGAAAAUAACACCAUCUCGGUGUUUUGGGAUCCCAGCAAUGGCUCAGAGUCAUACCAUGUAACAGCACAAGGAAUCAAUGGCCAUUGGGCCUCCUGCAAUACAACAGGCACUGAAUGUGAGGUCUCUGAUGUGCACUGUGGACUGAACUACUAUAUAACUAUAGAGGCAAUCCGCAUGGAGUGUAACAGCUCACAAAGCUCUGCUGUGACAAUCAAAACAGUACCGUGUGUGCCCCAGAAUGUUGACGCUCACAUGGACUGUGAUGCUGGACAUAUGUCGGUCUCCUGGGAGUUCAGUGAAGGUGCAAUAUCAUACACGGCUACUGCAGAAGGGAGCAACGUGCAGCAAUGCAGUGCCAAUGAUACACUGUGUGAUAUCACCGACCUGUACUGUGGAGAGACCUACACCCUCUCAGUUUGUGCGAUUGAUGACACCUGUGACAGUGUUGAAAGUCCUUCCGUCACAAUGAGAACAGCUUCAUGCAUCGCACAGAAUCUCGAUGUGCAGCUGGACUGUAAUAGAAAUGAUGCUUGGGUGCGGUGGGACCACGCUAAAGGUGCAUCGUCUUACUCUGCCACAGCGGCAGGGGGCAAUGGGCACGUAGUUUCCUGUGAGACGGACAGCAGUAAAUGUCAGAUAACCAACCUGCGAUGUGGACAGAUGUAUAAUGUAACUCUGGUUACACUGGAUGGGGUGUGUGACAACUCGCAAACGCCUCCGUUUCAAUUUAACACUGCACCUUGUGCACCAGAGGACAUCUCCACCAGUCUGAACUGUGACACCAAGAGUACAUCAGUGGCCUGGGAGGAGAGUGAUGGGGCGAUGUGGUACAUUACAACAGCAGAAGGACAAGAUGGACACAUUUCACUGUGUAACACAACGGGGACAAGCUGUGAUUUCAUGGACCUGCACUGCAGUCAAACGUACUCACUAACUGUAACAGCAAUGGACAGUUACUGUCAGAGUGUAAACACUUCAGUUUAUGAAACUGAAACAGCCCCUUGUCCCCCUCAGAACGUACACGCUGAUAGUGUUACCCUCACUGCCUCUGUAACGUGGGAGUUGAGUAAUCUCACAGUGUGGUACACUGCAACAGCAGAGGGCAGCGAUGGACACACGGCCACUUGUACCACGUCCGACACAAACUGUCUAAUCCCAGAUCUUCACUGCAGCCAAACGUACAGCAUCUCCGUCCUCGCAUUUGGUGAAACCUGCAGCAGUCUCCAAAGCUCACGUUCUGAAAUUUAUACAGCACCUUGUGCCCCAGAUGAAAUUAUCACCAAUGUGGAUUGUACCUCCAAUAGAGUGGUGGUUUCAUGGGGAAGAACUGAUGGGGCGAUCGAGUACGAUGUAACAGCUGAAGGAAGUGAUGGGCACACACACUCAGACAACACCACAGACACACGCUAUGAAAUGCUGGAUUUACACUGUGGACAAUCCUAUAACAUAACCGUAACAACUCUGAGUUACAGCCGGCACGGCAUUGCAAGUACUUCUGUACAAAUACAAACUGCCCCAUGCAUUCCUGAGAAUCUCACAGCUGAGCUGAAUUGUGAAUUGAAUACAAUAUCUUUCUGGUGGGAUGAAGCUGAUGGAGCAAAGUUGUACACGGUGACUGUUCGAGACAGUCAAAGAGAAACAGCUUCAUUCAACACAAGUGAUACAAGGGCUCAAACCCAAGAUCUGCAGUGUGGUGAAUAUUAUACAAUCUCUGUUCUAGCAACAGAUGAUAUCUGCAGGAGACCCCAGACAGCAGUGGUCAAUGUACAUGCAGUCGCUUGUGAUCCUCAUAAUGUCAAAGCACAACUGGACUGCAACGUCAAUACAGCAUUGGUAAUGUGGGACUACAGUAAAGGAGCACUGUGGUACACUGCCAUUGCGGAAGGUGCUGAUGGGAGCAACGUCUCGUGCAGCUCAUCAGAAACAUCCUGUAGAACACCCGCGUUUCUCUGUGGCCAGUUAUAUUCUGUACAUGUUGUAGCUUCGGACAGGACUUGUAACCACUCUGUGAGUUCUUCAAUCGAAAUUCAGACAGCUCCCUGCAGUCCCCAGAGUGUGAGUGCACAUUUGGACUGUACAACACGCAAGAUGGCCGUGUGGUGGGAGCAGAGUGAAGGUGCCAUGUUCUACAUGGUCAUGGCAAAUGGAAUAGAAGGAGAAUGGUACUCAUGCAAUACAACAGAGGCAAGCUGUGAGAUCAUCGGCCUCCCAUGUGGCCAGAUGUGCAAUAUAAGUGUCCUUGCAAUGGAUGGGAAUUGCACCAGUUUACCGAGUCCUACUUUUGAAAUUCAAACAGAGCCUUGUAUUCCACAGGAUGUGGUUGCUCAGAUCAACUGUGAAAAUAACAUCAUCUCGGUGUUUUGGGAUCCCAGCAAUGGCUCAGAGUCAUACCAUGUAACAGCACAAGGAAUCAAUGGCCAUUGGGCCUCCUGCAAUACAACAGGCACUGAAUGUGAGGUCUCUGAUGUGCACUGUGGACUGAGCUACUAUAUAACUGUAGAGGCAAUCCGCAUGGAGUGUAACAGCUCACAAAGCUCUGCUGUGACAAUCAAAACAGUACCGUGUGUGCCCCAGAAUGUUGACGCUCACAUGGACUGUGAUGCUGGACAUAUGUCGGUCUCCUGGGAGUUCAGUGAAGGUGCAAUAUCAUACACGGCUACUGCAGAAGGGAGCAACGUGCAGCAAUGCAGUGCCAAUGAUACACUGUGUGAUAUCACCGACCUGUACUGUGGAGAGACCUACACCCUCUCAGUUUGUGCGAUUGAUGACACCUGUGACAGUGCUGAAAGUCCUUCCGUCACAAUGAGAACAGCUUCAUGCAUCGCACAGAAUCUCGAUGUGCAGCUGGACUGUAAUAGAAAUGAUGCUUGGGUGCGGUGGGACCACGCUAAAGGUGCAUCGUCUUACUCUGCCACAGCGGCAGGGGGCAAUGGGCACGUAGUUUCCUGUGAGACGGACAGCAGUAAAUGUCAGAUAACCAACCUGCGAUGUGGACAGAUGUAUAAUGUAACUCUGGUUACACUGGAUGGGGUGUGUGACAACUCGCAAACGCCUCCGUUUCAAUUCAACACUGCACCUUGUGCACCAGAGGACAUCUCCACCAGUCUGAACUGUGACACCAAGAGUACAUCAGUGGCCUGGGAGGAGAGUGAUGGGGCGAUGUGGUACAUUACAACAGCAGAAGGACAAGAUGGACACAUUUCACUGUGUAACACAACGGGGACAAGCUGUGAAUUCAUGGACCUGCACUGCAGUCAAAUGUACUCACUAACUGUAACAGCAAUGGACAGUUACUGUCAGAGUGUAAACACCUCCAUUUAUGAAACUGAAACAGCCCCUUGUCCCCCUCAGAACGUACAAGCUGAUAGUGUUGGCGUCACUGCCUCUGUAACAUGGGAGCUGAGUAAUCUCACAGUGUGGUACACUGCAACAGCAGAGGGCAUGGAUGGACACACGUCCACUUGUACCACAUCCGACACAAACUGUCUAAUCCCAGAUCUUCACUGCAGCCAAACGUACAGCAUCUCUGUCCUCGCAUUUGGUGAAACCUGCAGCAGUCUCCAAAGCUCACGUUCUGAAAUUUAUACAGCACCUUGUGCCCCAGAUGAAAUAGUUACCAAUGUGGAUUGUAACUCCAAUAGAGUGGUGGUUUCAUGGGGCCGGUCUAAUGGAGCAAACGAAUUUGAUGUAACAGCUGAAGGAAGUGAUGGCCAUACACACUCAGACAACACAACGGAGACACACUAUGAAAUGCUGGAUUUACACUGUGGACAAUCCUAUAACAUAACUGUAACAACACUGAGUUACAGCCGGCACGGCAUUUCAAGUAACUCUGUCCAAAUCCAAACUGCACCUUGCAUUCUGGAGAACCUAUCGGCUGAGGUGACCUGCAAUUCGAAUGCAAUCUCCUUUACAUGGAAUGACACGGAUGGAGCAAAAUUAUACACCGUCACCAUUCAAGAUAGGCAAAAAGUAACGGCCUCUUUCAACAUAAGUGAUACAAGGGCUCAAAUCCCACAGCCGCUAUGUGGUGAAUAUUACACAAUCUCUGUUCUGGCCACGGACGACGUCUGCAAAAGUCCUCAGAGUGCAGUGGUGAAUGUACAAGCAGGACCAUGCACUCCACAGGGCAUUGCUGCUCACAUUUAUUGCAAUAUCCAUAGUGUGUCGGCUUCAUGGGAACAGAAGGACGGGAGUGAUUUCUACAUUGCGACUGCAGAAGCAAGUGAUGGGCACACACAAUCUUGCAGUGCACAAGAGGCAGCCUGUGAAAUCUUGGACUUACACUGUGGGCAAUCAUACAACAUAACAAUAGUAGCAGUUAAUGAAGUAUGCAACAGCUCGCAAAGUCCAGUGAUAUAUGUUCAGACAGCACCAUGUAUCCCAGAGAUUAUUUCGGCUCAAGUGGACUGUGAUACCAAUGAUGUAUUGGUAUCCUGGGAGCAAAGUAAGGGGAGUGACCUUUACCUUGCUACUGCAAAAGCAACAGAUGAACACGAACAUCUAUGCAAUACAGUGGAGACAACCUGCAAAAUAUUUGACUUGCAUUGUGGACAAUCAUACAAUAUAACAGUAAAAGCUGGUAAUGAGAUGUGUAACAGUUCAGAGAGUGUACAAAUCGGUAUUCAAACAGGGCCAUGCACCCCAGGGAAUAUUUCUGCCUAUGUGGAUUGCAGUACUAAUGCUGCAGUCGUGUCAUGGGAAAUGAGCAAUGGGAGUGAUUGUUAUGUUGCAACUGCAAUAGGAAACAUUGAAGAAACACACUCAUGCAUUGCGGAAGAUGAAACGUGUGAAAUAUAUGGCCUGCAGUGUGGAGAAUCAUACAAUGUAACUGUGGUAGCUGUUAAUGAAAUGUGCAACAGUUCAGAAAGUACAGUGUGGAGUUUCCAAGGAGUGCCAUGUAAUCCACAAUACCUUGGUGCUGACGUGGACUGUGCAAAUAACUCCAUGAGGCUAUCUUGGGAUCACGUUGAUACAGCAAUAUCAUAUAUGGCGUUGGUCAAUGCUAGCAAUAAAGAGCAACUUCACUGUGAUACAACUAACACAACUUGUUACAUUCAGCAUCUGAGCUGUGCCACCAAAUAUAAAGUGUGGUUUUAUGCUAAUGAUGGAUUUUGUACAAGUAUAAUUAAAUCUGCAUAUGAAGUCAGCACAGUCCCAUGUGCGCCAGAAGACAUUGAAGUUGUAUCAGGCCCUGCUAGCAAUGGAGUGCAGGAGCUGGAAGUCAACUGGAACGACAGUCACUGUGCUGCAGACUAUGAAGUAGAUAUAACAGGACAAAUUGAACAAGAUCCUUUCUCCAUGUUUACAUUGCGCUCAUAUUGGACAACCAGAACGUUUUUCCAGUUUCCCGUUCCUUGCAGUUCCACAUAUGACAUUUUUGUUACAGCUAGGAAUGCAGCAGGAAUCAGUAGCCCCAGCGUUCCCUUACUUGGUCUCACUGUUCCUUGCCCUCCAACCAACCUAACUGCUUUUUUGGAAAAUGGUGCGCUAUUUAUAUCUUGGACGGAGUCAAUUUAUGCCUCAGAAUACAUUGUGUGUGCAGCUUCCAAUUUAGAAAGGAAUGAGAUUUGCAGAACUGCAGCACUCUCUUGUGAAUCUCCUAACGUUGAGUACGACACAAUUGAAAUUGUUGCUUUAAACUCUGCUGGCAAAAGUGAAAUCACCAAAAUCACUUUCUUGUAAGGUUAUUCAUCCUCCCCAAAGGAACUGUAUUAUGCCAGAUCACCAUAUAUUGCAAGAAGGCCGAAAAGGAUGUCGUGUAUGUUACAGCUGUAGUGAAAGGGGCUGCAUCCAAUUAUUCUAAUAGUUGUUUCAAAAAAUAUUGUCAGGUGGAAGAUUAUGGUUCAGUUGGAUCACGAAAUGCAGCAAGCGAAGAAAUCGUCUAAACACCACUAUUUGUGAUUACCAAAAUCUGAUCUCACGUUGAUGUAAAAAAUUACAAACCAUUUUGCUUAGUCAGUGACGUUAAUGCACCUUUUUUUUAAUCACUUUGACUGUUUACCAACUGUGUCUGGUAAACAAGUAGACACACAGAAAGAUGUAAAAAUAUCACAACCUGCAUGCUUGAUUGUUUUUCCCUGUAGUUAGGAUCAUAACAUAAUAUUCCUCAGAGAUGGUAAUGGAAUUUACAAGUCCUAUAGAUGUUACAUUGUCUGUAUACUUCUUCCUAAUAUAAUGAUUUUUUUUUUAAUUUUUAUGUUUCUAUUAUGAUUAUUUACUGCAGCAUACCUUCAUAAUGUAAGAACAAAUAAAUAGAAUGCUUUUAUUUGGAGUUUGUGGCAUACAAAAAGAAAAUGCAAUUUUGCUGUAGACGCCAAGUGCAAUUACUUCAUGACCUGUAUAAAAUUAUAUUUUUACCGAUUUCAUUGUAAAAUACUGGCUCUAUAUUUGGUGCAUAUAAAUAAAACAAUUCUCAGCA